This is a messenger RNA of Aspergillus heteromorphus CBS 117.55, 1738 nucleotides long. RefSeq names its product DnaJ family domain-containing protein. The record is from RefSeq and is a predicted model, not a curated record. The coding region runs from base 80 to 1606 and encodes 508 amino acids. NCBI's taxonomy places the organism in Eukaryota, Fungi, Ascomycota, Eurotiomycetes, Eurotiales, Aspergillaceae. The transcript has 3 exons.
CUCUACAUAAACUACUUGUCUCUGUCUUCUCUCUGUGUCUGUGUGUGUGUGUGUGUGUGUUGAUCUACAACAGCCAGAAAUGAGCAGAAGGCAUGUAAGCACCCUCUACACGAACGCAGCCACUCCACGGCGUGUCUCAAUCUCAACAAGACAACAUUUCUCGACGACAAGUGUGCGGCGAAACACUACUACAGCCAACACCACCGCCACCUCUCCACCGACAGACGCACACAAUGGCGAGUCCUCCUCGAAACCAGACCCCCCGGAGAAGGGCGCCAUGGCGCGGCGCCUAUCCGAAAUGACCGAGCAAGCGAUGCUCGAAGGCGGCCGGGCCGCGCGCAGAGACAUGCAGCACGCGGGGUUCUCGGAGGACUUGAAGCAGCAGCUGGAGGAGAGGGUGGCCGCGGCGGCGUUUAAAAGCGAGUAUGCGGGUGCGCACUCGAUUGUUCAUCUGCCGCCCAGCGCCGGCCAAGGCACCCAGUCCAUCGCCUCCGCGCAACCCUGGAGCGGCACGGAGAGCACGCACGACAUCACGCUGCGAAUGCUCGACGACUCCCGAAAGCGAAUCCGCACGACCUUCAAACCCCCGCACCCCCAACCCAAGCCCGUCGACAUGCGCCUCACCCCCAAACCCAAAGAAUCUCCCGGCCUCCGCCUCGCCACCGCCAAAGAACUAACGGCAACCUACACGCUCCUCCAACAAACCGAAAACGCAAACGCAAACGCAGACAAGAACCCCUCCGACACCUCCCAGCAGCAGCAGCAGCAGCAGCAGCGACAGGCCUUCCGCCAAGAACUCCACGAGCGGUUCUCCUCCACCGCGCGCCCCAUGCCCGCCACACUGCAGGGCCUAACCGCGCUCGCGAACGAGCGGAUCGAGGACGCGAUCGCGCGCGGGCAAUUCAAGAAGAUCCGGCGCGGAAAGGGCGUGAACACCCAGACGGACCAUAACGCCAAUAGCCCGUUCAUCGACACGACGGAGUAUUUCAUGAACAAGUUGAUCCAGAAGCAGGAGAUCGUGCCGCCGUGGAUCGAGAAGCAGCAGGAUUUGAAGAGGGAGGUGGAUCGGUUCCGGGCGCGGUUGAGGAGCGAGUGGAGACGGCAUGCGGCGAGGUUGGUGGCGAGUGAGGGCGGGGAGUUGGGGGUGCAGAUGAGGAGGGCGGAGGCGUAUGCGGAGGCGGAGAGGAGGCUGGAUGGUGCUGGUACUGAACCUCCCACCCAAACCCGACCCCUCCCAAUCGUCCCCCCCCUCCGCGACCCCCAAUACCUCCACACGGAGCGAUCGUUCCUCGCCCUAACAAUCAAGAACAUCAACGCCCAGACGCGCACCUACAACCUGCAAGCGCCGCCCGUGGCCCAGAAACCCUACCUCAACCUGGAGCGCGAGCUAUCAGCCUGUUACGCGGACGUGGCCCCGACCCUGGCGGACGAGAUCAAGCGACGAGCCACCGAAAGAGCGCGUCCGCGGAACUCGGGUCCGCAGGCCGCCAGUAUCUUCGAGUCUCUGAGCACGUCGCACACCACGCGUGUGUACGAUGAGGAUAAGGCGAAGGGGUACGGGUUUAAACAGUUCUGGAGGGAUCUGUUCUCGAAAGAUGGAAAAUAGAAUGGAAACCUUGCAUUAGACUGGAUUGUCCGUCCAGAUAGUAUACAGUAUCCCCUCAACUACCUACUUACCUAUGUAUGUAUGAUUCGACGUUCGUCUAGCAAUAAUCGAUAUGCCAAACUCCCAACAUUC